CAGAUCAUGGUGGAUGUGAUCUUGAACCACAUCGCUGCCCCUUGCCCAGCCGCCUUGCAGGCGGGCUACACGGCAGUGAUGCCAUGCGUCGGUUGGGCAGGCUCCAACUAUGGCAACCGACGGAUCAACUCGGAGGAUGGAUGGAAGGGGCCAGAACUCUUCCACAAUAUCCUGGGAAAUCUCAUGGGCAAUUGUCCCGUCGAAGAGCCGGACUUCACGUGUCCACAAAGUGAACCCCCGGGGGACUGCACCAAGUGUGACUUCAAGGGCCUUCCAGACUGGAACACUGGGCUCCAGUCCACUCGUGACAUGUUGGCGAAACAUCUCAUGGAGCUGCACGACUUGGGCGUCACCAUGCUCCGCAUCGAUGCGGCCAGCUACAUCUCCAGUGAGGACCUUGCAGCGAUCAUCAACCAGCUGCCAUGGGACUUGGUGCAUCAGGAGUGGUGGGGCGGCACCCCAGCCGAGACUCGCAGCGAGGCGGUGGGGCACUACCGUGACCAGAAAUAUGGCCUGAAGAUCGCCAAUGCUCUCGGUGUGGGAGACGUGAAAUAUAUGGCCGAGCUGCUGAAUAUCACACGAGGCUUGGAUGGCAUCGCACCGGAACGUGCCGUGUAUCCCUUGACCUUCCACGAUGCCAGGACUUACGAAGCGGAUCGCUUCGUGCCGACCUACAAAAACGGCCUGGAGUUCCACCAACAGCAGAAGUUCCUCUUGGCAUGGCCCCACGGCAUGGCGGUACGGCUCUUUGCAGGCUACACCUUCACCAACAUGGACGCUGGUCCUCCCGGGAACUGCGGCAAUGGACAGUGCCAACCGUAUCCCGUGUACCUCUUUGAAGACGAAGAACCUAGGUGUAUGCCGACACCGACUCAGUCCCCCUUGUCGGAGCAGGAGAAAACGUACGAAGGCUAUGUCUGCGAGCAUCGCUGGGAAGGGGUGGGCGGCUUGGUGAACUUUCGACAGGCAUGUCGUGGGCUGCCCAUCAGUGCUCGAUGGUCGUCGCAAGACAGCAAUGCAGACUUGGGGCACUUUGCCGUCCGCUUGACUGAUGGACAGCAGCAGUGCUUUGUAGCCCUGGUGAGAGGAGACAACAAGAAGUUUCCCAACUACUGGGGUGACCUGGGAGAUUGGCGUCUCGCAGGGAUGACCACGGGUUUGCCACCCGGACGCUACUGCGACCUGGCCUCCCUGUCCACGCAACGCUGUUGGGAUCGCAGGCGCUGCCCCAGAGAAGUGCUCAUCGGUGAGGAUGGCAUGGUAGUGACCGGCGUAGUGCCCCAGGGCGACCUCUUAGCCAUCCACACCGGAGCUCGCCUGUCGGAUAGCAUCGAUCCCUUCGUGUGCAACGAGGAUAUUGUCCAGGAGAUGUCGCAGUCCCAGAGCUGUUGCUUGCACGUGGUGCUCCUGAUCAUUGCCAGCCUGUGGAGCAUAAAGUAGGUCAAACUUAGGACCGCUGCGGAUUUGUCCCCCAGGAACUUGUGAAGAAUGGG
This is a messenger RNA of Cladocopium goreaui, 1493 nucleotides long. NCBI's taxonomy places the organism in Eukaryota, Dinophyceae, Suessiales, Symbiodiniaceae. The record is from the annotation of a GenBank genome assembly.